Guillardia theta CCMP2712 is the source of this 4281-nucleotide messenger RNA. RefSeq lists its product as hypothetical. Bases 1 to 4281 code for a protein of 1426 amino acids. The record is from RefSeq and is a predicted model, not a curated record. Gene Ontology annotation, molecular function: UDP-N-acetylglucosamine 2-epimerase activity. NCBI's taxonomy places the organism in Eukaryota, Cryptophyceae, Pyrenomonadales, Geminigeraceae. The transcript has a single exon.
AUGUCAAGCUCUCAUGAUGCACAGCCACAACUCCUGCUCCUGCUCCUGCUCCUGCUCCUGCUCUCCUUCCUCCAUGUAGCCCGGACCUCCUCCGUCUCUGCUCGCUUCCUCCUAGCGAUCCCCUCCGACUCUGAGACAUGCCUAGUCCUGGUGCAGGUGCAGGUGAAACAUGCUAGAGGCCUCGGGCACAGGAUCAUCCUCUACGUGGACGGGAAGGAAGAGGAUGUGCAGGGCAGCGACUUGAUCGCGAGCUCCCUUCUCAUGCUCCGCGUCCCCUCGACCUCCCGGAGCAGGUCAGAGCUCCUCCUCGUUGUCAUGAGCAGGGACGAGUACGUCGCCAUGGCGUCAGCGUCACUGGCAGCAGCAUGCAGACUGUUGGACCCAGCAGACGGAACUGACUUGCCUCCCAUCCUCCUUGUGCACACAAAGGGCUCCAAGGGCGCGACCCUCAACUGCCAGCAAGUCAGCGAAAUGGCGGGCAGCUCGAAGUUGACAAUGUUGGUGUCGUCGCAAGCAGGUCAGGAGUGCAUGUCUUGCCCGACCGUCUUCGGUCCUUUGCAGUGUGUUCACUUGUCGUAUGCUCUGUUCGAGGUGCUCCUUCAUCGCGCAGCCCUGGUCAUCACGGACUCGGAGUGGGCAGUCAGGAAGGCACAGGAGAGGAGCGUUGCUGUGAGAUGGUUGUCGGCAGACCCUGAGAGAAGCUCGGUUGAGCUGUCAGGGAGGGAGGAGAGCAGUGUAAGGGAGGGGAGCAGUGUAGGGGAGGAGAGCAGUGUAGGGGAGGAGAGGAGCUUAGGGGAGGGGAGGAGCGUAGGGGAGGGGAGGAGCGUAGGGGAGGGGAGGAGCGUAGGGGAGGGGAGGAGCGUACAGGAGCAAGCACGCUCCUUCACUAUCGGAGUCAUCCUGACAGUUUACAAGAGGAACAACCUGGAAGAGCAGUUUCAGUCGGUGUUUCGGCAGACCCUGAGGCCAGCUGAAGUCCACGUCUUCCAGAACGAAGACCAUGUCGAUGUGGACAGUGUAGUACACAGGGCACAGUCUGCUCGGCCAGACAUCAACAUCAGGCUGACCAAGUUGUCCAUGAACACCAAGUUUCAUGGCAGGUUUCACCUUGCAGGGCAGCUCUCUACUCACUUCGUCUCCGUCUGGGACGACGACAUCGUUCCCGGUCGUGACUGGCUCAGAAGCUGCGUCGAGUACUCGCUCGAUCACGGGCUGGCAUUGGUGGGAUGCAACAGCAGGAAUAUCGUACGUAUCCUUCACAACCAUGAAUGGCACGCCAAGCAAGAGGAGGCAGAGCGGGGAGGUGCAGGGCCCGUCGACUUCGUGGGUCAGUGCUGGACUCUCUGGCGAGAACACCUACGGCACUUCCUGCAUGCCCGGCCCUUCACAUGGACGACAGGGGAGGACAUUCAGUUGUCCUUUUCCUUGCAGAGGGCAGGCAUCGAGUCACACCAGGGCCCCAUCGAGGGGGAGGCGAUUCCCGACGAGCGGAGGGGAGCGUACGCGGUAGAUCAGUUCGCCUCUCACCUCGACAGGAAGGCGCAGGAUGUGCGGCAGCUGCUAUUCUGUCGGCUGCUGAGAGCAGGGUUUCAUGCGAGGAAGUGCGAGAACUGCGAUGAGGAGACCAUAGCGGCGUGCGUGACACAUUUUCAGACGAUCAUCCAAGUCGAGCAGUCUGUGACAACGACGCCACUGGAGUCAGACAGUGAAGAAGGGAGCAGAGAGAGGGGGAGGAGGAGGAGGAGGAGGAGGAGGAGGAGGAGGAGAGCGGUCUUCAUGUUUGCAACCAGGAUGGAACUGAUCAAACUUUCGGCACUCGUCACCGUCUCGAAGGCUCGUCGAAGUUUCCGCACCGUGCUGGUCUUUGCUGGACAAGAUCCCAGCGCUCUGACUGACGUGGAAGACUUCGAUCUCACUGUAGAUCAUUCCCUCUUCGUUCCCCAGCAGAACUCCUCCUCUCCCACACUGGCACAGGUGGUGGAGGGAGUCGAGAGGCUGGUCGGCCUUACAGCCAGCGACGUCUUGCUCCUUGCUCCAUCGCGACUGGGGUCAGCAGCAGCGGCGAUCCUUGGAGUCAACAGCAGGUGUACGAUCGUGCAUGUCAACGCUGCGAUGACCGGAUGGGACGAGAAGCUCCUGCGACUUGAACGCGCUGCCACGUCAUCAUCUUGGUACUUUGCUACGUCCGACGAGGAGCACGAGUUGCUUGUUGGAGCAGGUGCUGCUCCUACUCGGGUUGUUACGGCAGGAAGUACGAUCCUCGACGCGAUCCGAAGGUCAGUCCCGUCGGUGCGACGGUCGAAGUUCUCCAUGGCAAGUGUGUUCAAGGGCAAGAAAGUAGUUUUGUUGCACAUUCAACGUCACGCGCGGGCCGUUGGACCCGCACUGUCGCAGCUUGAGUGUGAGGAUUGUUUCUUCGUGUUGAUGAAGGAAGCAGGUUAUGAUGAGGAACAGGAGGAGACGAUCUCAAGGAUGUGCGAAGCUCCCGACACAACACUGUAUCUCAACCACAAACCAUUCUCUGAUAUCUUGUCGAUAUCCAGGAGAAGCCAUGUCAUCAUCGUUGACAACGAGGAAUAUGUUGAGGUGUACAGCCUGCUGGGAAGGCAAACGAUUCUGUUGAGCGAGGCACAUGAAAGCAAUCCCAGUCGCCAAGGAAGUGUGCUGGUCAGGCCGUCCAACACAACUGCCCUCUUGCUUGCCGUCAGGGCUGCACUGGAGAACAAUUCGAAAGGUGAUGUGUUGGAUCGACUGGUUCCAGCAAGGCAGGGAGCUGCGAUUGAGGUGAUUUAUCAGACGAUCGUAAGACAGGUCCCUCCAUCACGGUCAGUUCAUCGUCAUCAGUUGGAGCCGACAGGAUCCUAUCACCUCGAUCCACCCCUCUACUCUCAUCCCUUCUCCGCUCUGAGCACGGCAGCUGGUUUGCUGCUUGAUUUCCUCUCCAAGGAGAACGUGGAGACCCUGGUGGACUAUGAGUGCCGGAUGGAUUCAUCGCAGAGGCAGAGAUCGGUCAAAACACCUUGUGUCGGUCAUCGGAUUCUCCAGCAACAAGGAGAGAAGCAAAGAGUGGAGUUUCGUUUCUGGCCCAGCCGCAGUGAAGACCUUGAUACUGUACAGAACUCACUUGUCUUCUUGCCGAGUGUGGGCGAGAGUCGCCAAAAUCUGCAGGAUCUUGGUCUGAGGAGACUGCUCAACUCAACGAAAGGACGCCUCCUCUUGCUCACUUGCUCCCCAUCAGUGCUUGAUAGCAACGGGGCAGUCGAUGGAUCGCGAUUGUUGGAGCAGCUGCCUCAGGAGUUUGUUCACGCUGGCAGCCACGAGCUCGACGACCAUCUUCAUCGCUGCUCUCUGUUCGAGCUCCAACGGCAGAAGGCCCUUGAGGGGAGAAGAGAGUUCUGCUGGAGGUUCGGUGACGACCUGUCCUUCAGCAGCAGCCUGAUCGCCAUGUUGCAUGCAUUCUGGUUGUCCGUGAACGCGGGAAGGACCCUUGUGAUGCCUUCAAGUGCCAACCACAAGGAGUUCAGCUCCCGCUUGCAGGACUUGUUCAGUCUUGACUCGUCCUCGAUCGAGGUCCUGUCAGACCAUGCCUUCCAGCAAGUCUGCGGCGAUCCCGAGAUCUUGACUGUGCUGGACUUGCUGGCUGAUCUGGGGGGCAGAGCUGUCACAGUCGAUCCUGCCGACGCGCUUGACACGCGCGAGCCGCCGGUGGCAGCCAUGACAAGGCUGUACCGCAGCCUGAAGUUCUCAGCGCGGGCCCUGCUGGAGGCUGAGGUUUUCAUUGCCCAGCAGCUCGGCAGUCCCUUCAUAGCUGUCCACAUGACCAAACGGACGACAGACGAGUGUGUGGAAGAAGCAGGGGGGUGGAAGGAGCCAACCCAGCCCUCGUCAUCUGCGCGUGCGGCCACUUGUGCGCACUCGUUGCCCGCCUCCAUCAGGAAAGCUGAGCAACAGCUGGGCAGGGAGGGUGCGGAGAUUUUCGUCAGCACCGGCGACGAGCACGAGGCUCUGGGGUCACUGGGGGCGUACAGGGAGAGGAUGAAGUUCUACGACUCCGUCUGCGAAGGCUUCGAGUGCGUGCUGGCCGACAUGCUCGUCUGUGCCAAGUCCGACGUCUUCAUCGCAAACCGGCUCAGCCCCUUUGCGCUAAACGUCGCGAGAUGGAGAGGAACGAGCGAUGGGCCGAGAGCCGUUCGCUUCUCCGACGACGACGGCAUCCUCGUUCCCCUCUGGGAAGGAUACCCAGACCCAACUCCCCAUGAGGACGAGGCAGCACAGGUCUGA